CUUCUUUAGAUUACAAUUCAUUCAAUAACAUAUCGGUUUCGAAGUAAGAAUCGUACUAACAAAAGCUAAGUGUAGAACAAGAGCACACGAAUUCAAUCAACAUGGCCAAUCCUAGUAAUUGGCCAUCUCUUCUUAUGUUGGUCUUGGCCUUGUACGCCAUUGCUGCUCAUACAAGUGCUCAAUACACAUACUCUCCACCAUCACCACCACCGUACGUCUACAAUACUCCAUCACCACCUCCUCCAUACGUCUACAGCUCCCCACCACCUCCUCCAUACGUUUACAAGUCUCCACCACCCCCGCCUUACGUCUAUAGCUCCCCACCACCUCCUCCAUAUGUUUACAAGUCCCCACCACCACCUCCUUACGUCUACAGCUCCCCACCACCUCCUCCAUAUGUUUACAAGUCUCCACCACCUCCUCCUUAUGUCUAUAGCUCUCCACCACCACCUCCAUAUGUUUACAAGUCACCACCACCUCCUCCUUACGUCUACAGUUCUCCUCCAUAUGUUUACAAGCCACCACCACCUCCUCCUUACGUCUACAGCUCUCCUCCAUAUGUUUACAAGCCACCACCUCCUCCUUACACGUACAGCUCUCCUCCAUAUGUUUACACUUCACCGCCACCUCCAAGCUAUAGUUAUAGCUCUCCUCCUCCUCCAAAAUACUAAACAAACAUAUACAUGAUAUAUUCGUUUAUCAGCCAUCAUAUUCAUGGAAUUAAAUAUUUCCUUACUAAACUUUCAUAUAUGAGAUGUAUUUCUUUGGUUACAACCAAGUGCAUUUUGUUGUUUGAUUGCUUCGUUUGAUGUUGUUUUACUCACUAAAAAUCCAUGUACUUGAUGUCCAUCUUUUAUUGUCUAAUGAACUCAAUGAAUUUUAUUUUAACAGAUUGA
This is a messenger RNA of Camelina sativa (false flax), 896 nucleotides long. RefSeq lists its product as uncharacterized. NCBI's taxonomy places the organism in Eukaryota, Viridiplantae, Streptophyta, Magnoliopsida, Brassicales, Brassicaceae. The record is from RefSeq and is a predicted model, not a curated record.